GUCUCCUCAGAUCCUGUCACCAUGGAAAUUCCCCCCAAGAGCCCUGAUGGGAGUGAGAAGUCUCCUAAGUCCAAGGAGCUGCUGACCAGUAACACGGCCAGCACCCUCUGUAUCAGCUCACGGAGUGAGUCUGUCUGGACCAGCACAUCCAGAAGCAAGUGGGACAUAUACCACAAGCCUGUCAUUGUCAUUUCUGUUGGAGCAGCCAUAUUCCUCUUUGGAAUAGUCAGCACCAGCCUGUCAUGCAUCCUAACCAAGAAUGAAAAAGUUUACAAAAUAUGUGGCCCGAUUUUCCUGUCCCUGGGACUGAUGCUCCUUGUUUGUGGCCUUGUCUGGAUACCCAUCAUCCGGAAGAAGCAGAAGCAGAGGCAGAAGUCACAGUUUCUGCAGAGUCUCAAAUCCUUCUUCUUUAACCGCUGA
Messenger RNA from Merops nubicus (carmine bee-eater), 420 nucleotides. RefSeq names its product phosphoinositide-interacting regulator of transient receptor potential channels (gene PIRT). The record is from RefSeq and is a predicted model, not a curated record. The transcript has a single exon. Gene Ontology annotation, biological process: positive regulation of cation channel activity; phosphatidylinositol-mediated signaling. The annotation marks the transcript as partial. Lineage: Eukaryota; Metazoa; Chordata; Aves; Coraciiformes; Meropidae. Gene Ontology annotation, molecular function: transmembrane transporter binding; phosphatidylinositol bisphosphate binding.